CACCCGGAAGAACAGUAGCACGGUCGUAUGUAUUAGGAAGUGUGACUUGUCAGACAGGGCAAAAUCCAAAAUAUUAUCUUUGAUUGGUGACAGCUAGGUAAGUAUGUUUUUUUUUAGACUAACGUUGGAAGAUUUCAGAGGUAUUUGUUCUACGUGUCAACAUUGCUUUUUUUUAGCAGCCGCGUUAGCUGUAUUGCAGGUCCCAUUUGUGCAAGAGCAAUGGCAAACAAAGGCAACAGUGAUGCAGAAUUACCACCUGACAAAUUUAGUAGUUCUCUAAGUAAGGAAAAUGAGAAAACAGAAGAAAUUGACACUAAGCAGUACAUGGAUGACAGUAUAAAGGAGGGGAAGAUCCAGGAGCAAUCCACUGACACGAAUGACCCAAAGUCUAAUCCAGAACCUGAUGCAACAAGUGAGAAUAGCAGUGAACCUGUGGAGCAACAAAAAGAACCUGAUGCAACAAGUGAGAAUAGCAGUGAACCUGUGGAGCAACAAAAAGUUAUAAGUGCCCUUCAAGAUGUGACCACUUCUGGACUUCCACUAGAGAGCCAAACAGCAAUUCAGCCAGAGGAUGAAAAGGAGAAGAUCCAGAAGCAAUCCACUCACACGAAUGACCCAGAUACUAACCAAGUCCCUGAUACAACAAGUGAGAAUAGCAGUGAACCUGUGGAGCAACAAAAAGUUACAAGUUCACUUCAAGGUAUGACCACUUCUGGAUUUCCACAAGCGAGACAAACAGCGAUGAAUGACUCUGAGUCUAAAGUAGAACCUGAUACAACAGUGGAAAGUGAAAACAGCACUAGCAGUGUGCCUGAGGAGAAACUAGAAGAAUCCCCUCUUAAUAUUCAAAACCCAGAAGAAGAAGAAAAAGAGAUGGCAAGGGAAAUAAAUAAAGAAAAUGUGGAGGAUGAGAGUAAAGUCCAGGAUCAAGGGAGUAAUACGCAAACAAUCCAGGAGCAAUCCAGUCACAGGAAUGACCUAUCAGACCCAGACCCGGGUGCAACAUUGAAAAAUGAAAUCCGCACUAGCAGUGAAACUGAGGAGAAACAAAAAGUCAACACAGAAUCCCCUCUUAAUAUUCAAAAGCCAAAAGGAGGAGAAAAAGAAGAAGAGAUGGCAAGGGAUAUAAAUAAAGAAAAUGUGGAGGAUGAGAGUAAAGUCCAGGAUCAAGGGAGUAAUAAAACACUUUGGACAGUUGGUGCAGUUGGUGUAGUUUUGUUAGCAGUGUUUUGUGCAUUUACGUAUAGUCCUGACUCAACUUCACCUAAACCAAACGAGUUUAAUGUAGUGGAAGUUUUCAAUGAGGAGAUGAAAAAACUUGAGACCAACUUUCCAAAUCAGCAUCCAGAGCUCUGGAGGAGGAGUCUUAUUCAUCUCAGGCGCCACCUAAAGACUAAGAACCCCUCUGAACCCGUCAGCCUCAUUCUGACAUCUGGUCACAGAGCUGAAAAGACACUUGAUUGCUUAGCCCGAAACUUGGCCCAAGCUUUUUCCACUGCCAUUAACUCUUCAGUUCUGAAUAUUAAUGGCAAAAGCAAAGCAUCACAAGACAGUGAUCAGGUAAAGCUGGACAUUGAUCGUGAAUUGAGAAAUGCUUUUGAUGGUGAAAAGUCUGCUGCAGUCAUCCACCGUUUUGAGGAGCUCCCUCCGGGAUCCACUCUCAUCUUCUAUCGUUACUGUGACCAUGAGAACGCGGCUUAUAAAAACGUCUUCCUGGCCUUUACUGUAAUGCUUGAUGCUGAAGUGGAAGUGCCAUCCAAUGUCAGUUUGGGAAGAGUUGAGGAGAUGGUUCAAGAGCACAUAAAACGUAAGUUUGUCUCGUCUGACAAGUCGGCUAUGUUUAAUCAAAUGGACGUUGACAAACUAAGUGGACUGUGGAGCAGAAUUUCACAUCUCAUCUUGCCAGUGGCUGCAGAAGAGAAGAUUGAACAGCAGGGCUGUGAGGAUUUUGAUAAGUCAUUUUAAAAAGUUUUUUUUCUUUAAAUAUUAGACUCGUUUGGAUUCAAACAAGAAAUAUAUGCAUAUGGCUGUGUGCUGCUGUAUGGAUGAUGGGCCUCUGUUUUCUUUUUUCUGACUGUAAAUUAUAAUGCUUUAAAUUAUGACAUUCAUAUGAGGAUGAAAUGAAGGAUGUUUUCCCAUUUGUAUAGCUUUUCUUACUUUCUUUUUAUGUAGAUCUGUUUGUAUCUAAAUUAUGUAAUACACUAAAGUUAUUUUUAAUCUGUAAAUUUGGUUGGGCAGGGAUAAACCUGUUAUAUUUCCUACUUGGAAGAUUUAUCAGAGAAAAUAAACGUGCCUUAAUAAAUGAAU
Molecule: messenger RNA, 2307 nt
Organism: Labeo rohita (rohu)
Lineage: Eukaryota; Metazoa; Chordata; Actinopteri; Cypriniformes; Cyprinidae
Exons: 13
Coding region: 220-1965 (581 amino acids)
Biological process (GO): membrane organization
Cellular component (GO): membrane
Molecular function (GO): ATPase activator activity
Source: RefSeq, a predicted model, not a curated record